Molecule: messenger RNA, 3262 nt
Organism: Musa acuminata subsp. malaccensis (wild Malaysian banana)
Lineage: Eukaryota; Viridiplantae; Streptophyta; Magnoliopsida; Zingiberales; Musaceae
Product: KIN14B-interacting protein At4g14310
Source: RefSeq, a predicted model, not a curated record
AUGUCAUCGCGGCUCAAGGAGAGAGGCGGGGGAGGGGUAAAGAUUCUGGCGUCCAAGCCACAAAAGUUUCCCAUCGAUUCCACCCCGAACGACAAAGGACCUGCCGCCGGCCGGAGAAGGACACCCAUUGCUGCCGGCAAGGAGAAUUCCAGAAUCCUCUCCGGCAGGAAGGUCUCCGGCGCCCGUCUUAACCCGCUGCCCAAGCUCGUCGAGAAGCCGGCGGCCGCUGCCGGCGUGCGGUGGUCCACUUCGUCUUUGCCGAGAGGUAAGGCUCUCAAUCCUUCGGAUAUUUCGGGGAUCUUCAAUGAUCUCCGUAGCGAUCGCCGCUUACCUAGGGUUUCCGCGUCCGAUCGCACGGGAAGAGCUCUAGGGAGGGAUCUAGAAGCAGAGGCCGCUGGGAGGAAGAGUUUUGGCGAGAUUAGGGCUUCGGCUGUGUGCCAGCAGGGUAAAGAGGUUUUAGACUCGAAUCUCAAGAAAACUGAUGAGAGACUGGCUGCCGGAACUCGGGUUUCAGGGCAGCAGAACCCUAAGCCUAACGGAUUUAUAGCCAUGCAAGCUGCCAAGAAAGCUGCAAAGAUUUCAGAUGCCACCUCACAGAAACUUGGUGGCAGAACUGGAACCAGUUCGAUCUCUGAGAAACGUAGCCGGAAAGAAUCAGUUACCUCAAAGCCAUUGUUAGCCGAGGAUGCUGAUGGUUACCAAGGAAGCACCGCAGAACACGAAAACAAAGCCCUUUUGUUGGUGGAUAAAUCAGGAGUCAUUUGUUCGACUGAAAGCACAGCUGUAGAAUCUAAUAAACAUAAUCUCUUUAUCGUUUCAAGUUCAAUAUCUCAUGUUCCCGAUCAAAGUAAUUUGAAGGACAGAAGUUGUGCAACAUCUGAUUCAACAACUCAAGAUGGAUUCGAUAAAGAUGUGACUCAUGUUUCAUCAAACAAGAAGAAAGAUUGCUUAGUUUUGCAAUCUGAGGCCUCAAGAACACUCAGCAGCGGCGUUAAGAAUGGCCCCGGUGACAAAGGUUGUAUUGAUUCUCUACCAAAGGUGGAAGCUGUACAGAAGCCCUCUGCAUAUAUUACAGCCUUUGACAAAAAUGAUGACCUGAAUGGUGCUCCUGUGGUUAAUAAAUACCCAAGCAAACUGCAUGAGAAGCUGGCAUUGUUGGAAGGAAAAGUCCAAAAAAUUGCUUCUGAAAUUAAGAGAACUAAGGAAAUGUUGGAUAGCAAUAACCCAGAUGACUCUAAGCUGAUUCUGUCUGAUAUCCAGAGUAAGAUAUCUGGGAUUGAGAAAGCUGUAGGCCAUACGAUUGAUGGUGCUGUAUCACAAUUUGAUACAUCCAAAAUUAUUGCAGUUGACUGCCAGGGUACUGAAAUUGUCAUCUCAGGUCAGUGUGAAGAAACGAGUGUUCCAGGUAAUUCAGUUAAUGGUUUGAAUCAUGAAGAAUUAGAAGCAAGGUUCUUUCCUCAUCAUAAGUUAUUGAGAAACCGGAGAUCAUCCAGUGUGGCUGGAGGACAUAGGUCAAAUACUCAUGGAAAUCCAGAUGUUGAAGGCGGGUCAUUGAGUCCUGUUGAUGAAAAUCCCAUUGCAUUGGAAUUCUUGGCUUCUCUAGAUUUGGUACAAGGUGAGCUUAACAAACAUGCUCCAAUUUUGGAAUCCGAGCAUGUGGCAGCACGAGGGUUGAGGGAUGAAAGAGGCUCAUCAGCUGCACAAUGUGUUCCAAGGAAGAUGGUGCAUGAGCAUUGCAAAGGUGAAAUUGAACUCAUGGCAACUGAAAAGCUUGAAGAGUUUGAUGACCAGGAGAUGAAACCUGCACUGAUAUUGCAUGUAGACAAUGAAGACCCCUCCGUGAAGCAGUUAUGUGAGAUAGGACAAAAGCCCUCAACUGGUGGAUGGUUUGUUUCAGAAGAAGCUGUUCUUCUUGCUCAUGAUGAUGGAUCUUGUUCCUACUAUGACAUAGCUAAUCAUGAGUUCAAGUCUGAAUACAAGCCACCAGCAGGAGUGUCAAGUAAUUUAUGGGGUGACUGCUGGUUAAUCCGUGCACCCUGUACAGAUGGAUGCACUGGAAAAUAUAUUGUCGCAGCAUCAGCUGGGAAUGCUCUAGAAUCUGGCUUUUGUUCGUGGGAUUUUUAUACCAGGGAUGUAAGAGCUUUUUCACUUGGGGAUGCUGCAACUAGUUCUUCCUCACAGUCAUCAUCCAUGAUGGUUCUCGGCCCAAGCGAUACAGGUUUGAGAAGUUCUUCGAGCACAAUUCAAACUGUUGGACAACAACAGUGGUGGUACAAGCCUUGUGGACCACUGUUAAUCUGCACUGGCAAUGGACAAAAACUUGUCAGUGCUUAUGAUAUCCGUGAUGGGGAUUUAGUAAUGAAGUGGGAAGUCAAUAGUCCGGUGAUGGGAAUGGAGUACUCAAGUCCUUUACAAUGGCGAAGUAGGGGUAAGGUGAUUGUAGUAGGAACUGAAGCCAUUAGCCUUUGGGAUGUGAAUUCUGUUAACCCACAGCCUUUGUUAUCUGUUGCUUGUGCUGGUAAGAAGGUUUAUUCCCUUCAUGUCAACAACACUGAUGCUGAAUUGGGUGGUGGUGUUCGUCAGAGAGUGAGCUCAUCUGAAGUGGAAGGCAAUGAUGGUGCGUUCUGCACGCAAGAAAGCAUCAAUGUUCUUGACUUCCGUCUCCCAGCCGGUGUUGGUCUCAGAAUAUCAAGGCAUGGUGGGAUCGGGCACUCCAUCUACUCACGUGGGGACUCCAUAUAUAUUGGAAGCACUGAAGGAAGAUUGCCCAUAAAGGGCAGUCCACGAUCUCGUGUGCAACAUUACUCCUUGCGUAAAGGAAAUCUUGUCACAACAUAUGAAUUGCCGGAACUUAAUACUCGCUUUCACCAUUCUUGCUUGACUCAAGUCUGGGGAAGUACCGAUAUCGUCAUGGGCAUUUGUGAGAUGGGGCUUUUCGUCUUCGAUGCUUCUCAGGAUGUAAGAUCGCAAGCUUUAUGCUUCGAUGGGGGGAACACAGUAGGUGUGAAGGAAACUAUUGGCCCCGAUGAUCUAUACCGACCUACUUUUGAUUAUAGUGGAUCGAGAGUUCUCGUCAUAUCAAGAGAUCGCCCUGCUUCUUGGAGGUAUUUAUUGUGAUAUAAUGUAUUUGCUCCGGAACCCGUCUAAACACGUACAGCCUAAGUGUUCUGUAUUAUCUAGUGUUGUAUUCUGCAAGAAUCUUGUUCUCAACUUCUGAUGUAAAUAGUUGAAUGCAGUUCCUGAGCCGAGUUCUAUGAUUUUA